This is a messenger RNA of Rodentolepis nana, 912 nucleotides long. The record is from the annotation of a GenBank genome assembly. Lineage: Eukaryota; Metazoa; Platyhelminthes; Cestoda; Cyclophyllidea; Hymenolepididae.
AUGAGACUUGAGAUUAUUGAUCUUGGUUUUGAGUUGAUCGACGAAAGAACUCCGUUCCGUUUCAUCAAGAGACAAAAAUGACCUUAUUUCUUCCCUCUCAGUCUUAAAUGUUAAAAAAAUUACAAUGACAAUAAGGUAGUACCUUCAAGUCUUCAUAUUCUUUGGUCAAAUUUGCUAGGUCAUUUUCAUAGUUUAACACCCUGUUGCAUUGGCUUUGAAGGGUUUGUUCGCCUAUAGCCAGUUGAUCAUGUAAAUUCUUAAUGGUGUGUUUAUACGAAUCGAUUUCAGCUUUCAAUUUGGAGGCCUGAGUGUCUGAAGUCUCUUCGAUUUUACUUUGCUUAGCAGCUUCAAGUUCUGCAGAAAGCUGAAAUGGAAAUGUAUACACAUCCCCAAAUUAAAAACUAACCUGCGAAAUCAGGAGUUCUUUUUCUAAUUGUGCUUCUAAAAAAGCCUGUAUCUUUGGCUUAAGUUCUAUUUCUGGUAUUUUAUCACUAGUUAAGUUCCCGUCUAAAAGUCGAUCAAGCAUAUCUUCAAUGCCCAUAGAGUUUGAACUGUUACAGCUUUUUGCAUUCCCAGAAAUAAGGUCCUCGUAAUAUUCGCUGACGUGAUUGGCUAGAAUAUAAUAAGAUGGACAUAGAUGAAGGUUACCAGCUGACUGUUCCCGAUUUCCACCAUGAUUCCUUUCAAAAUGGGCCAAAAGAGCGGCUUCACAGUCCAAAUUUAGGAAACAUUCCGGACAAAGAUAGCCCUCAUUCAACUUUCUCAUGGUCUGUCUUAAAAAAACUCGAUGCAAUCAGCAAUGAAACCAUAAAUAGGACAACGGCAUGGAAGCAAUCAAAAAGAGAUACAGAGUAUUGUUACAUAAAAAUUUAUAUACAAAAGCAAAAAAAUAAGAAAAAUAAGUCUAUGUAG